AUGAAGGGGUUCCUCGCUCCAUUUUGGCCAUGGGGCGCCACAAUUCUGUCUGUGGCUCUGGCCGCGACGCUACCAGCAUUGGUCCACGCAGUUUCGGAUACUGGGAAUUUGGUUUCUGUAAAAGGCACUGGGUCGCGCGGGACAACUAUAAUUCUCGCAAACGACCGGUAUCCAGCCUUAUACACUGGGAAGUUUGGUGACUGCUUGGGAGGUAAUUCCCUAGUCGACGUUACUGGAUUUGAUGCAGCCUACUAUGCGGAUAACAUGACGGUUAUGUUCCAUUUGACCGGUUCAACAAAGAUAAAACACGACAAUAUCAUGGCGUAUAUUUCUGUCGAUGCUUAUGGCGAGGAUCGCUUUGACAUGAUAUUCAACCCUUGCAGUGCAAAUAUCGACAGUCUGUGUCCUAUGAAUGCAAGCCAACCGAUAGCCGCGGAGGCAAUAAUACCCGUAACCAAGGACAGCGUCUCCGGAAUCCCGCCCAUUGCCCUCGUCAUUCCUGACUUCGAAGGCUAUGCAACUCUACGAUUAUACUCAAACACCACCAAGACAGAAAUAGGCUGUUACCAGGCUGUCAUGACAAAUGGCGCAACAUUCUCACAUCCAAAGGCUGUUGGGUCAGUGCUCGCUAUAUUCACUGCAGUUGCCUUGCUGGCGUCCGCAGCCACUGCCAUAUAUGGUGUCAACGUACCGGUUAUGAGGACACACUACGCCCAUUCACUCUCCGUUCUUGUGAUAUUUGAGUUGUUCCAAUCGUUCUUUUUCUCUGGUGCGCUAUCGUUGCAUUGGCCGAGCGUCUGCGUCGCUUGGUGGAGCAAUUUCGCAUGGUCAGCGGGUAUGAUCAAUAACUCGGGCAUGACAAGAUCGAUCAGCAAUUUUCUCGGCACAGAUCAGGGGAACUCAAGCCGUGUCGGUGGCGUUUCAAUCGCUUCGCUCGGCAGCAGCGUGCUUUCACAGAUAUAUGGUAAACCGGGUAAGUCUCCAGGUGGCGUACCACCCAAAGCUGCCGCCAGGACUAUCAUGGGCCAGGUGCUACAUCACAUCAUUGGUGCAAGAGAUAUUGCAGGCGCCAGUGCCUCACAAAACCCUGGAUAUAGCUGGUAUGGAGGAAUAUCUGGAAGUGGUCUACCACUCCCCGGCAUGUGGUCGAACUUCACCGGGGAACUGUCGGAAAUCGGGAUUCCAGCGCCAAAUGCCUUUAUGACGGGAUUCAUAUGGUUCUUGAUUGCCCUAGUGAUAGUCAUUGGACUGAUUAUUGGCUUAAAAUGGACUCUAGAAGGAUUCCGCGCUGUCAAAUGGAUUCGGAAAGAUCGGUUGGACUUCUUCAGAAGCCACUGGGUUGGUUAUGUCCAAGUUGCGAUAUUACGAACUAUGAUGGUCGCAUUUUUCAUGAUGAUGACAUUGACUCUUUAUCAAUUCUCGAUUUCGGGUCCUGCAAGAGUCACUGCUAUUGCAGCAAUCGUUUUCACCACCUUCCUCGUCGGCUUGCUUGGGAUUGCCGCACAUUGCUGUUUCCAUCGGCUUCGCUUUGGGCGAUAUGAGAGCGAAUUUGAUCAUGUUAUCAUUUCCCGUAAGAAAGUAUGGAAGUUCAUACCUUGGCUAGGAUUCUCUUGGCACAGUAAAACAACUGAUGCGGACGAAACUGCUGCUACACACAUUGACUCCCCUCCGGUGUUGGGCUCCUUUCCAAUGUUUGUCAUCAGAUACGUUGAUGAUGAUCUUCUAAGACCCGGUGUUCAUGAAGACUCAACCUUUAUUAAGCGCUACGGCUGGCUUUCUGGACGGUUCAGACGGACACGAUGGUGGUUUUUUGUCUUGUGGUUUCUCUACCAGUUCGUUCGUGCCUGCUUUGUUGGCGGAGCAUCCAGAAACCCCGAGGCUCAAGUCAUUGGUUUAUUCGUUGUGGAGAUCAUAGCGAUGAUAAUUAUCGUCGCCUUGAAUCCUUUCGAGGGUAAUCGCAAUACUGCCAUAGCCGUAUAUUUACUCAGCCUGAGCAAAAUCGUGACAGCAGGCCUGUCCAUCGCAUUUCUACCACGGUAUAAUAUGGCCCGUAUCCCUACCACCAUCGUGGGAUUUGUUAUUGUAAUCACGCAAGGGGUUGUGGCAAUUGCCACCCUCAUUCUGAUAGUCUUGGGCGCGAUAUCGAGUUAUAUGAGUCUCACAAGGAACCGCGAAGACUUUAAGCCUCGGAUAUUAGAAGGUAUUCGUUACAAAUAUUUUACGCAUCUCGAAAGAGCGGCUUUGGAUAUCCCACCACCACCACCGCCACCUAAAGAACCCGAAAAGCCAGCAGAGCCAAUCGAACCGUACUUCAAGGUCAAUAGUGUGCAUCGCGAGCCGAAGAUUGAAGAUGAGGAAGCAGAUAUCCUCGCAGUCCUGACUGAUCCCAAAUCCCAGCCCAUUGUCUCCGGAAGACGUGGCCGGGCAAAUAGCGCGUUGAGCACAUCUUCUGUGCCCAAUGGCCUCCCCUUUGGCGCUCGGGCGCACCGAGCAAGCUGGAGUUCGCAAGAUUUUACCCUGUGGCAACAGGAGAUGAUGGCGGGGGGACUGGGCAAGGGUGGGCAUUCACGGCACCAUAGUGUUAACAAGCUCAGACAUUCGUCCGGGACUAUGGCGCCUCUGAUGCAAUCUCCGCAAUCACUUGGUAGUUCAGAUCCAAUUACCACGAGCAGCAAACAGUACGUUGUGGGGGGUGGUCAAUGGCCUGUGACGGUUGGAGAGAGCAGCCAGGGUUCAUCUGCUGAGAAUCUUCAAGAAGUUACGAUAAAGGAAUAG
Pseudogymnoascus destructans is the source of this 2775-nucleotide messenger RNA. RefSeq lists its product as uncharacterized. The record is from RefSeq and is a predicted model, not a curated record. NCBI's taxonomy places the organism in Eukaryota, Fungi, Ascomycota, Leotiomycetes, Thelebolales, Thelebolaceae. The coding region runs from base 1 to 2775 and encodes 924 amino acids. The transcript has 4 exons. Gene Ontology annotation, biological process: fungal-type cell wall biogenesis; transmembrane transport.